This is a messenger RNA of Fusarium venenatum, 1296 nucleotides long. RefSeq lists its product as uncharacterized. The record is from RefSeq and is a predicted model, not a curated record. NCBI's taxonomy places the organism in Eukaryota, Fungi, Ascomycota, Sordariomycetes, Hypocreales, Nectriaceae.
AUGGGUCUCGUCAACAUCAACACAGUAAUUGGCCUCCUCGCCGUCGGGGCCAACGCUCUCCCCCAGAGUAUCCCAUCAUCUUCUGCCCCGGCGGCAGAAGCGGAGGCAUCUUAUACCGCGAACCCAAACGUUGGCCCAGGAGGCAACAACUUCAAAGACUCAGCCCAUUUCCGAGUCUACGCGGGAUCUGCCGAAGCGACCGACAAGGCCCUGGACAUGCUUGAAGGCGCAUUCGACUGCUUUGUUGGAACACUCAAGUGGCGCUCUUCUGGACUCUCUUUCAACGAACAAACCGAUAGCGGCCCCUUGCACAAGACCAAUGUUUACACCGUCGGAACUCUAAACGAAGCGGCUGGUGUAAUGCACUCUGAUGCUGAGAGCGGAUCAGCUUGGUUGGAAGUUGUCAACGAGUAUCUUGCUGUUCCCGGCGUGACCGUUCACGAAUACGGUCACGGGCUACAUUACCACCAGCAGGCCUGGGUCGACCAGGCGAAUACUGGUGCUUGGUGGGAGACUUUGGCCAACUGGGCAGCUGACACGUACAAAACAUCGGAUAUAUGCGCCAGCGCUCGCAAAGCCCAUAACCAAGAGACUUCUCCUACCGAGAUAGAGCUCAAGAAGCUUCUCGGUGACUCUCACCAGGUUAUCGUGGACGGUACCCCAGAGUCUGGCAACUACUACCAGGCCUGGCCUUUCCUGGCUUACUUGACCAACAACCCCGAUGACUUUGCAGGUUUGGGCCAAGACACUGUUCGUCAGUUGCAAAUUCAGUAUGAAAAGGGAAGCAACGAAACUCCUCUCCAUACACUAAGCCGUGUGUCUACGAAUGCCACAGUCGGCGAUAUCGUUGGUCGAUACUGGGCGCGCAUGGCCUAUGUCGAUAUUGGCCAUUCUUCCGCUCAAGAAGUCUUCUUCCAGCAACGUGCAGAGAUUGAUUUUGCACAUGUCGAACCUUCUGGUGACGGCUACAAGCCUACAGCGGACCGCGCCCCUCGAUACAUGGGAGCCAACAUCAUUCCUCUGCAAGUUACUGGUAACCAGGUUGGUGUCAACGUCGCUUCGGAUGGCGAGUUUGUGGCGACUGUCGCUAUUUACCGUGAAGGUGGGGAGACUUCUUAUACUACUCUUGUCAAUGGUGCUGCCACCGUUAGUGUCCAGGCUGGAGAUGAUGUCAGUGUUAUUGUUGCGAAUGCUCCAGCCAAGCCUAUCAUGUACAAUGGCUUCGAGUUGACUCCCGAGGUUUCUGAGGGGCUUGAUUACACUCUUAAUCUCACUGGCGCGAGUCCCCAAGCUUAA